ACCCAACAACAGCAGCAACAACCACACCCUCCAAUGUCGUUAAUAGAGACCCACAACCGCAUCCCGCUGUCCACCCUCCGGGAAACCUACCUCCCGUUGAUGCCGCGCCCGCCGGAGCCGUCGCACUCGAUAACCCUGGAAACGGCCAAAACGCUGCCGGCCGAAACCUUCAAGGCCUGCUUCGACCUCGUCCAUGAAUGCAAGGACAUGUACAAGCGGACCAUCGGGUGGUCGGCCACCGCGAAAAAGAGGGAAAUGAAGCACCCGGCUAUGCGCUACUUGAUUCUCUCAGCGGCGGGGGGUGGUGGGAAGACGGUCGCGGUAGGGUUUCUGAGUUUUAUGAUUACGGAGGAGGAUGGAUUUGAGGUUGUUUACUGGUAUAGUGCCCGUGAUUUAUGCCUUUCGUUGGGCGAGCGGGAGGAGGAGGGCUGAUUCGGGGUAGCUACGAACUUCACCUCGCGCAGGAAGUGCGGAAUCGCGGGUUAGGUAGGAUAUUGGUUGAGGUUAUGGAGGGGUUCGGGAAGAGGGUGGGCGUGGAGAAGGUUAUGCUUACGGUGUUCCUGGAGAAUGAGGGUGCUAGAAGAUUUUAUUCCAAGUUGGGGUAUGCCCGGGAUGAUUUCACGCCGGAUGAUGUUGUGGGUAGGAAUGGGAGAGUUAGGAAGGUUGGGUAUGAGGUUUUGUCCAAGGGAUUGAAGGAUUGAAGUGGGCGAGCGCGCGAGCAUCGGGAGAAGGGGGGAUCUCGGGUGCGUGCAGCUGGCGGCGGUUCAUGCACCGGUACUGUAUGAUGGCUAGCUGCGGUAAUGGGCAUUCCAUCACGGUUUGCAGGAUCGGGAUUGCGUUCGAGGAUAUAAUACGGUGACAGAGCAAGUGUAGGAUUAUAGCGUGUUCCACGGGUAUAUAUAUAUUAAUUUCUGUUUAUCUGCGUUCUGAGUUAAAAAGAACAUGGUUUCAUACCAUACAAGUGGGACCU
Messenger RNA from Tuber aestivum (summer truffle), 970 nucleotides. NCBI's taxonomy places the organism in Eukaryota, Fungi, Ascomycota, Pezizomycetes, Pezizales, Tuberaceae. The record is from the annotation of a GenBank genome assembly.